UUUUACUCCCCCACAAAUUUCAGAUGUCUAAACGAACUCAACGUAGAUAUUCAGCAGUUAAUGUACUUCUAUGUACACUUAAUGGACUUUGGAAUGUUGUUGAAUUGUGGAAAAAAUGUGAAUCAGAGGAGAACAGACCCGUUACUGGAUUUAUUGGGCAAAUUGGUUGGGAUAGCAAGAAUUAUUUGGGACAUUAUUUGGUUGGGCCUGUGCUGAUUGGGAUUUCUAUAUUUUGCUAUAUUCUAAUUUGUAUUAUUUUGAUUGUGAGAAAAGGUUAGACUAGUUAAAAUACUGGGGAAAAAUAUUUCAAAAUGUAAAAAAUUAAAAAAAUUCAAGUAGUAUAAACUAGGGUACACCCCGUGCCUUCGGAGGCGGGAUCGUCGGGGAUUGGGGUUUGCCGGGGUAGAGCCUUUGAAGUUUGGGUCGGGGUUAUUGGGGACAGGGUGCUACCCUAGUAUAAACUUUUCAAUAAAAUUUCAAGAUGUCAAUUAACGGAAAUUAUUUCAAAAUGUCAACUAAGCGAAUAAAUUUCAAAAUGUCAAAACUCAAUAAAUAUUUCAUAAUACCAAAAACUAACAAAAGUACUGUAAAUUCUCUAUAAUAGGCCCCUUCUGUGUGGGAAAAUUGAAAAACUAUAGCAGACCCUCUUGAAAACAGACCAUCUCUGAAGGUGAAUACAAAAGAUAGGAGAGCCUUUUGUAGAGAUUUUACUGUAAUAAUAAAUUCAUUUAAAAAGUCAAAAAAUGGUACUAUAAUUCAGCUAUUUACACCAAAAAGAACGUUAACAGCCUUGAAACCAAUUUAUUCCAAAACCAACUAAAAUUAUUAAAAUCCCUCUCUUUAAUUGUUUCUGUCCACGUGGGGACUGUCUUGUUUGGCUCUUUAUUGCUCGGAUUUACUUCUGAUUUUUCGGCCAUUUGGAAUUGGUAUUUGAUGAAUUUGUCUGUCUGUAUUAUUUUAAUGGGGCCGUUGACUAAUGCAAUUGUUCUUUAUAUG
Molecule: messenger RNA, 996 nt
Organism: Meloidogyne enterolobii
Lineage: Eukaryota; Metazoa; Nematoda; Chromadorea; Rhabditida; Meloidogynidae
Source: the annotation of a GenBank genome assembly